CGAAGAUGCUGUCGAUAAAUGUUGUUGCACAAGACGACCGGCUUGUUACACUUUUCCUGGAAGAAGACUGGACAUUGGCUAAAUUGCGUACACUAGUUGAACAACAUUUUAAUAUACCUGCUGAUUCGCAGUAUUUACUGUUAUACGGCUCACCUCUGAACAAUGAUGUUCUUACCGUUAAGGAGCUAGGCAUUAAAACAAAUGAUGUCAUUUACGUAAUAUACGUACCGCGAGCUGCGAAUAAUGCCUAUUCAUCUGCUCCAAUUAAACAAAAUGAUAUUCCAUCGGAUUUCGAAACUAGUUUACAAAAUAAGGCAAGGCACUUUCUUAAAUUUUACCUUCCAAAUCCCUUGAAAAUGGAUGCUCUGAAGUAUGAAUUCCCUGAUGUCUACGAAGCUGUUAGAACAGGUGAAAUUGAACAGGUAGUAGAAGCUCUGAGGAAAAUACAUCUAGAGGAAUUGGAAAAGAAGAAGAAGCGACAGGCGGAUCUUAUCCGUGCUUACAACAAUCCAUUGACCCCGGAAUCACAACAAAUUAUACAGGAGAGUAUCCAACAAGAACGUAUUGAAGAAAACCUGAUCUCUGCACAGGAGCACCUGCCGGAAUCAUUCUACAAGUGUUCCAUGUUAUUCAUACCCGUACAAAUAAACGGUGUCAAUCUGGAAGCAUUGGUUGAUACUGGUGCACAAAAUUCGGUAAUGAGAAUUGAUUACGCGGAAAAGUGUAAUCUACUUAAUAUCAUUGAUCGCAGAUUCCAAGGCGUGGCUGUUGGCAUCAGCAAAGAGAGAAUCAUUGGUAAGAUACACAUGGCGCAAAUGAAGAUAGGGAACCUGUUCUUGUUGUUCUCAUCAUCGGUAAUCGAACAGCUGAACGUUGGCUUCAUAAUUGGACUUGACAUCAUGAGGCAAUACCAAUGCGUAGUUAGCCUAAAGGAGAACAUACUAUAUCUCGGAGAGGAGAAAGUUCCGUUCAUGGCAGAAAAGGAUGUGGUUAACGGGACCAGCUUCUUCUCUGACGCGGAGGCAGACACAGAAGUUGAACCGGUAAACCCCGGAAAAGCCAACAGCAUCAAAGCAAUAACCACCACAGAAGGGGGUUCAACUUCUAUAGUCCAUAAACAUGAAGAUCAACCAUCAGAUGAGAGUGUAAAUAAGGUUAUUGAAUUACUGAGCGUAUCGCGAGAAAAAGCGAUCGCACUGCUGCAAUCAACAGACGGGAACGUCGACAUGGCAGUGAGACUCUACCUCGACGAACAUUACGAUUAACCAAGCCACAGU
Messenger RNA from Babesia bovis T2Bo, 1277 nucleotides. Its product is annotated as Aspartyl protease family protein. Gene Ontology annotation, molecular function: aspartic-type endopeptidase activity; protein binding. The record is from RefSeq and is a predicted model, not a curated record. The coding region runs from base 6 to 1265 and encodes 419 amino acids. The transcript has 4 exons. Gene Ontology annotation, biological process: proteolysis. Lineage: Eukaryota; Apicomplexa; Aconoidasida; Piroplasmida; Babesiidae.